AUGUCGAUACCCAAGCAUCUCCAACCCCGGCCGUCAGUCCAAUGGGAUUUCACGGGCUUGAACGAGACACCGGUACCGGGAGCACAGCAAAUCAGCAACACGCCGCGCCCUCACCUUCACCAGGAUGUGCAUUCGAAAUUGGCGUCUCGCAAUCCUUCCAGCGUCGGAACCAAGAGACCCGCCAAUCAUGACCACAUCGGAGUGUCAGUCGCUGACCCGGAAACACCAUUCAAGAAGAUCAAGCUGGAGGACGAUUCUGAGAGCAUGAUCAAAGUGCCAAAAUACUGCGGUUUCGUCGAUCUCACGGGCGACAGUUCGGAUGAGGACCCGGCAAGGCCGUCAGCUGUCAAGGGCACAACGAAGACGAGAAUUCCUCAACCUUCCGCCGCACCUAGUAGCAAGUCUGGGCGAACAUCUCACGCAACAUAUAGUACUGCAGAGGCCAAUAUGAUGGGCGUCAUCCACACGCCCGCUCCGUCUUUCCUUACUACGAUCCCUCAAAACCCUUCCAGCCUCAGCGGGAAAAUAGCAGCUGAUGACAACAAUCCCUUCAUCAUCGAACGAGCGAAGAAGCAGCACACCGUCACGCGAGUUCCUUUCAACUUGGAUGAUUCGGAUUCAAAUUCAGAUCUUGAGCCGGAGCCUGCCACGGAGCGGCCGGGAAACGGGACCCGGCGUUUCUCUCUCUCGCCCAAACAUCAGAACAAGGAGGCUGAAAAGCUGAUCGAAGAGAAAGCAGCUCAGCUAAAGUAUGCUGCCGAGUUGAGGGGGAGAGCCGAGGCCAAAAAGCUGGCUGAGAAGAAAACAGCUGAGCUAAAACACGCUGCCGACCUGAGAAGCAAAGCGGUGGUCGAGAGGACAGCCCGAGUGCAAUCCAACGCCCGACGCUCAAAGCCUACCCACAGGUCAGACUCAGUGCUUUCCCCAUCUCACACGAAAGCGGAAUCAGUUCAGAAGCCCGCGGGAGCGUCCAAAUUCGCUACAGGGAGAAAGCUGGAGCCUGGCAGAGUUCCUUCGACCAGUGCCAACAUCUCGUCAACUUCAACGGAGAACUACCCGCACGGGCAGCAGAUACGCGCUCCGCCUACCCACGUAGCUCUCCCAGCGAUGAUGAGUGACCAUUCUGCCGUGGCACCUUCGGCGACGAUGAAACACACGCGCCUUGUUGGGGCGCCAUCAAAAUCCGAAGAUCAGCACGUGAGCCCGCUGCAAAAGGCAUUCACCAACAAGACUGGCGGAUCCACAACGGCUCACCCAAGGCUGAACACACUGCCUCUCAAGCAAAACGGUCCCAAGAAAGUCUCUUUCGAUCUCUCACAGGAUACUACGUCGGCACCACAGCCUAGCAUGUCGGCUGAUCAGGCGGGUUCCAAGAUCGAGAAGCUGAAGAGGAGUUCGCUGUCUUACUCAGCUACGCCGAGAAACAACGGCUCGGGCGGCCGGUCGCAGGCGCAGAAAGCUGAGUUCUCUGGAGAGGACCUUAUCGAGGCUGGAGAAGAGGCUAACGUGUCAGCCUCCAAGCCAAGGUCUGUUGUCAAUCUCGCAGCGAGUGAGGACUCUACGGCUCAUUCUUUGACGCAAGAUGACUUGUGCAAAGCUGCAUUGGCAAGGGAACUUACUAAGGCUGAGAUUGAGGCUGCUCGAGCCAACGAACAGAGACGACGAAUCGAAUCGCGCAGGCUGGAGAAGGAGAUGGCUGCAGAGAAAGCUAAGGCCGACGAACAGCAAGCGUUCGCUGAGCGUUCACGCCUUCUUACGAGGGCGCGUGAAGAACGGGAGGCCGAAGAAAUCCGGCGAAUUGAAGACAGGAGACUUACUAGUGCUAAGCUGCAAGCUGGCAUCCAAGAAAACAAGAAGGCGGAGGAUGAACUUCAACGUAAGAAACUUGAGGCGCGAAAGGAGCAGCAGAAGCAGCAGCGAAUCAAGAAGAUGAAUGAUAUUAAUGCCAGAAAGCAUAUUGACGCCGCGGCAGAGGUCCAGGCAAAUGCUGCUCUUCAGGAGUAUGAGGAUUCCGGCGAGCUGGUACUUGAAGGAGAACCCACUCAUGGUCGUAAUCUACAAGCAUCGAGGGACGCCAUGUCUGUCCGGAUUGGACAAGGCUCGGCGACUUCGACCGGCCCCGUCGCCCUUAACAGUGAAGCGGGCACGUUGUCGGUCCAGCGAAACUUUGCAAGGACGACAAACAUUGAGCCGAUGACGACUCAGCAGAGAAUCAUGCAGGAGGCGCAGAAAUGGGAGUAUGCCAAGAACGAAUCUUCAGACGUCGUCAAGACAUCCUCCCGCCAAUCUGAGGGGGACGUCUCUUCGGCCUUUGCAAGCGGAUCUGGCCGCAACUUCCAACGAGCCCAGGGAAGUUCCAGCACUACCCCCGGCUCGCCAGCACCUCGCAAGACGAGGUCCAAUGACCGUGCACUGGGGAGAAUCCAGAGAGAAGAUGCCAAGCUUAUCCAGUGGAGAGAUCAGGAAAACAUGGAUUGGAGUCGAAUCGCUGCUGAAUGGCUGAAGAUGACUGGCAGUAUACGCGCCGAGGCCACUUUGACCAAACGCUGUAGCAAAGUCAGAUCUGUGUUGAGGAAAGCCCAAGUGGGCCACACCUUGCUCCAGAAGCUGGCUGCUGGCGAUGAGCAUGCCUCUGAGCAGGUUAAUGCAAUGGUUGAGGCUUCGGAGGCUGCUGCUGCUCGUAGAGAUGAUACCACGGACCUAGCACCACUCGGAAGAGGACCAAUCAGACUACCCGUGCAGCCUCAACACACUAACGGUUCGCCUCUGUGGAAGCCUCCCGCCUAUGAAUUUGAGGAGAGUAGGGCGAUACCCAGCGUCGUAAAGCCACGCUCCGCUCCGGAAACCUUAGCAAGCCCUGAGGUGAGACCUACCACGGGCGGCAAGUGCUUAAAAUCUUUCUACGAGAUCAUGAUCGGACGGAACCUGGAAGCAGGUAACAAGGAAUCAAAUGUCGAAGACGAGGACGUGUCUUAUCCUGAGGAGGAAGAGGAUACCGAUCCCUACCAAGGUUUUGAGGCUGAGGACUACCAGAACUAUGGCUUCCAAGUUCAACGUCGUGAGCUUACUACCGAGGAUGCACAGAUGGGCUUUCCGAUUGAGAACCAGGAGUGGUUUUCAUGUGGACAAAUCUUCAGAAACUACGGGGAGGCAAAAGCUGCCGCUACGGCGGAGCUUCUCACGAUCAUGCCAGGCGGCGCAUUCUAUGGCGAUCCUGGUCAUGCGCCGGUUUUUCAAUACGCGUAUGUCGACUCAAAUCGCCUGGAGCGGUUGAUGUUCUGCACUCUUGUCAACCCCGUACACGGCACUGUGCAGACGACAGUGGAAAAGAUCAUACUGGCUCCUAGCGCCCGUAUGCCACCUCCAACCCGCGAAGAGUUCCAAGAAGAGUUGAAGGCAAGGGAGUUGUGGUAUAUCCACCAGCAAAUCACCAUUGAGCCUCCUCUCCCAGCUGAUUUCGAUCCUCUGUUUGAAGCUGCGCCAGAGCCAAUCACCGAGAUCGAGGGCGACAAGAUCGCAUACACAGACUACGACCUCGCCACGAAGCGAGCCGCGCAGAUCUUUGUGGACGCAACUUACAAGUCCGAACUGCAGAGUCUGAAUUCACGAAGCCAGGAAAAGCGGGACAAGGUGGAGGGGUAUUUGGCUGGAAUCCUUGCAGAUAAGACCUUUUCAGCUGAGAUGGAAAUUGUUGAGAAGAUGGAGGGAAAUGCUGCCAUCAGGAACAAGUACAUGGUCAAGCUGGGCAGCAAAGUCACUUUGGGUGUAUGGCUUGAGAGUGGAGAACUUCGUGGACCAUUGAAUUGA
Messenger RNA from Ramularia collo-cygni, 3807 nucleotides. RefSeq lists its product as uncharacterized. The transcript has a single exon. The coding region runs from base 1 to 3807 and encodes 1268 amino acids. The record is from RefSeq and is a predicted model, not a curated record. Lineage: Eukaryota; Fungi; Ascomycota; Dothideomycetes; Mycosphaerellales; Mycosphaerellaceae.